This is a messenger RNA of Carcharodon carcharias (great white shark), 3626 nucleotides long. Its product is annotated as protein GPR108-like. Bases 35 to 1735 code for a protein of 566 amino acids. The record is from RefSeq and is a predicted model, not a curated record. Gene Ontology annotation, biological process: transport. The transcript has 18 exons. Gene Ontology annotation, cellular component: Golgi apparatus; membrane. Lineage: Eukaryota; Metazoa; Chordata; Chondrichthyes; Lamniformes; Lamnidae.
CACAGGCGGCCUGCGGCAGCUUCCGUUUGUGGUGAUGAUGAUGGCAGGGAGAGGAACUGAGAGUUUAUACCUGGUGCUCCUGCUCCUGGUUGGGGUCUCUGCGCGGUUCCACCGCCUCACGCUCAAGGGUGACACUAGAUCAAGGGUCCAUUUGAAUACCUUUGGCUUCUACACUAACGGGACUUUGGACGUAAACCUCACAAGUCUUCGGAUAAACACAGCCUUGGCCUUGGACAAGAUUAUAAUUGGGUUUAGCCUUUCCAAAACGAAGACUGAUGGUGUGGCUGCCUAUACAGUAGAUGAAUCCACAAGAUGUUUGUUGGAGAAAUACAACACUUCCUCAGGGGAAUCUCUUACCCUCUUUGUGUUCGAUCUGAUACAGAAUAAGGUUCUUAUGAAGAAACAAGGUCAACAGAAAAAACUGUCAAUAUCGGGACCAGAUGACCGAAAGAAUUCUGAAACCCAGCCCGCAGCAAAUGUGAAGAAAGAUAACGAUCAGACAAAGGACAAAGAGCCCAAAGAUGACCAGAGAGAAAAGAAUGAUAAAUCUGGUGCAAAGAGCAGACGGAAAAGAGAAUCAUCUCAAAGUCAAAACAAAGACGCGGCAAAAGGAAAAGUGGAGCCCGCUAAAGAGCCGAAGAAAACAGAAAAGAUUGAGGAAGUUUUUGAACUGCAACAUGUGAAUGACAGCUACAUCUUCAAUUUCUUUGUAAAGAUUCUAUCUCCAGCAGAGGAAGGACUUUAUACUCUCAGCUUCCACAACUGUCAUAAAGCAGGCCCAGGGAAGAAAAAUGCUGUUGCAUUUGACAUGACAAUUGAGAUAAUGGCAAGAAAUCCAAAGAACUACCUUUCUGCUGGGGAAACCCCGCUGCCUUUACUGUACCUGGUCAUGUCUGGGUUUUUCUUUGUGGCGGCCUUGUUCUGGGUUUCCCUACUUCUAAAGCACAGGAGCAGCGUAUUUAAAAUCCACUGGCUGAUGGCUGCACUGGCAUUCACCAAAUCCAUCUCCAUACUGUUCCAUGCUAUAAACUACUAUUUCAUUGCUGUUAAGGGAUCAGCAAUUGAAGGUUGGGCUGUGAUGUACUACAUUACCCAUCUAUUGAAAGGUGCUUUGCUGUUUAUUACUUUGGCUCUGAUUGGCACAGGAUGGGCUUUUGUAAAAUAUAUUCUGUCGGAUAAAGACAAAAAGAUCUUCAUGAUUGUGAUACCUCUGCAGGUGUUAGCAAAUACAGCCUACAUCAUCAUUGAAUCGACUGAGGAGGGGACGAGCGAGUAUGCUUUGUGGAAGGAGAUCCUGUUCCUAGUGGAUCUUAUUUGCUGUGGAGCGAUCCUGUUUCCUGUUGUUUGGUCAAUCAGGCACUUGCAGGAGGCCUCGAGCACAGAUGGUAAAGCUGCAAUGAAUCUGGCCAAAUUGAAACUCUUCAGGCAUUUUUAUGUCAUGAUUGUUUGCUACAUAUAUUUCACCAGGAUCAUCGCUAUUCUUCUCAAAUUCACCGUCCCAUUUCAGUGGCAGUGGAUGUAUAAUUUUCUAGUAGAGGUGUCAACAUUGGUGUUCUUUGUGCUGACUGGAUACAAGUUUCGACCAGCCUCCAACAACCCCUACCUACAGCUCCCACAGGACGAGGAAGAUGUCACAAUGGAUGAAGUAGUGACUGAGUCGGGUUUGCUGGCCAGUGUGACCAGAGUGAAGAAAAGCAACUAUGAGAGGGAACAAAUCCGUGAUUCCUCAGUAUGAAACUUGGCAAUUUAGAACUGAUGGUUACCAAGGAAGCGAGGCCCACUUAGAUCUCCACAUGGACAUUGGGAGAGGAAUUGGUGCAGGAAUUCUAAAUGGAUAAAAUGUGUUGGUAAAUACUGUUGCAAUUCCAGUUAUAUAACUGUUAGGCAAAUAAAUGUGACUGAUUGACUUGUAUAUAUGUAAUACAUAUAAGAUAUAUCUUUAUAUAACCCAGUACAUUGGAGUAUCUCUUUCUGAAUCUUUAUGACCAAACCGGUGCAAGUGGAAAGCAGAGUUUUGACACUGAUGUGGCAGAUAAAUUUUAUUAUUUGAAGCAGUUUUCCUUUUAAAUUUUGUAGUAUCCGCUCUCAUAGUACUGUCCUUUUGCCAGAAUGACUUUUUUUUUAACUGCUGGUGGCCCCACUCUGACAGAUGUGCACAUUAUGCUGUGGCAUAACAUUGCCUUAGCCUCUUCUAUAAGACCUUUUUUGCGAAUCCAGUACCAGCAAACAAGGCUACAAAACUCUCUUGACCGGUUCAAAAGAACUGCAGACUGCAGCUUGUCAGUCUCCAGCUUAAAUCUGUUGGUGAGAUUCUUGUGUAGAGAACCUGUACUGUACUGAAACCCAUCAUCACAUCAUGUGAGUGCACUUAAUUUUUGACAAGUGUACAUUGGUAGCAGGGAAAACAAUUCAGAACAUAUUGGACCGUUUUUCCUGCAUCUGAUAACUUCUUGAUUUUAUAAAAUGUUCAUCCCUUUCCUUAGGGAGUGGUGGGAUGGGAGAAAAUGUCAGUGGGAGAAGAAUGUUAAAAGUCCAACUUCCCAAUACAUUUGGUGGAGAGGGUGCAAAAAUUAGUUUGUUGAGUUUCAGAAGCAGAGGAGAGAGACUUUUUCCCUCGAGCUGUCUUGGUUACAUGCAUAUGGAAUUCGGGCACGUUUCGAUUGAGGUACUGACAUUCUGUUUAACCCUCGAACUGGCGCUAGUGCAAUUUUACUCCUGAUUUCCGGAGCACUGUUUAAAAAUGACCCAUUUUGUAAUGUAUUUAUUUUCAGUAACUUCAGUGCUGUAUUGUGGAGAACUUCUGAUUUGAGUUUCCUGUUUUAGAGAGGGUUUGAACCAGUGCAAUGAGGGAAUGAUAACUUGUAUAAAAAUCUAUGUUUAUAAGAAAAUUGUUUGUGGGCAUAAAUAGUUAUAAAUUUUCUUACAACCCUACGUAGGAUACAUAUUUAAAAUAAAAAAACUUUUCUGCUUUUAAAUUUGUAUUCCCAGUGCUCAAAUUAUGGCAUUCUUGAAGAAUUGUUAAAAUCAAGUUUAUUUUUUAUUUUGGCAUUACCUUCCCUCUAGCUUUGCUUCCCUUCUCUCUGUGUGCGUCUCUGUCACUCUGGGCCUGACAGCAGGUCCCAAUGACUGUUCUUAUGCGAACUUACAUAAUGACUGUUGGGUGGCUGAUGUGAGGGAAGGUCAUCACCAUUGAGCCAGACCCUGAUCUCCAAACAUCAACACGAGUGCCUUUUCCAGCAGUUUGUCUUGACCAGUUACUUGUUGACUAAGACAGUUGAUCACUCUGGCUGGCAUCGCCACACCUGUGUCUUAUAGCCAUGUGGAACUAGGAUGUCCUCGUGAUGAAAUUUGUUGUAUAACAGCCAACCCAGACUUGUAGAGGCAAUGUAAAAGCAAUAAUCAACAGCAUAAGUGUUCUAUGGUUUUUAACUUGACCCAUUGUACAUACUUGUUUUAGAACUGGAAGCCGGUUUCAAUUAGUUUCUUCUUGGAGCCCAGAAUUGUGAAAAUGCCUGCUGUGUAUUUAUUUUCUCCUUUAUAAAUAAGUUUAUGCUUUAAAACAGUUCAUCGUUGCUGUAACUAGGUUUUAUUUUUAACAGAAAUAAACUCUGCUCUAAGUCACUGGA